This is a messenger RNA of Coniophora puteana RWD-64-598 SS2, 1269 nucleotides long. RefSeq lists its product as uncharacterized. The transcript has 2 exons. Lineage: Eukaryota; Fungi; Basidiomycota; Agaricomycetes; Boletales; Coniophoraceae. The record is from RefSeq and is a predicted model, not a curated record. The annotation marks the transcript as partial.
UCACCGGAGAAUCUCGUACGGGGAGCGUACUCAAGGUUCUCUACACGGGAAAUAGUCUUCUUCCUCCGCGUUCGGAAUCUCCCCAUCUCGGGCACGACCGCUGAGCUCGUCUCUCGGCUUGUGAACCACGAUCUCCACACAUAUCACUUCCCCCGCGCCCGCUCCUCGUCUCCCCCGCUCACCAGCUGCCCGUCAUCCACCUCUCUCUCGCUUUCCGCCCCACAUGUGCUCCCCAAUCUGCCAGUUGAGCUCAUCGCCGAGAUCACCGACACCUUAGGAGACUGGGAGCUCGCUCGUGCCCUCGGUCUUCCCACUUCCCUCCCUACCCCGCCCGAAUGGGUGAACGCUUCUCCAUCUGCAAUCGCCCUCCUUCCCGGCUCCCUCUCCCUUCUCCGCUCACCACACGUAUCCCUCCAGGACCUCGAGAAAGACCCGCCAAGCCCAAGCGCGUCCGCUGCAGCCUCAGCCGUCGUGCGCUUCGGCCACGUCCACGUCCUCGACUACCUCCUCGCGCACCAGCGCCGCGUCUUCGCCGUCCUCUUCAAGCCCAAGCCCUCCAGCAGCGACGGCGACACCAUCCCCACCGUCGCCUCCACCCACGGCCGCACCGCCAUCCUCGCAUGGUACAAGCACGCGUUCACCGCGCACCCCGAGCUCGUCCCGCCCCCCGCGCGCAGCGCGAUCGAGGCCGCGAUCGACGGCGCCUCGCGCGGCGGGAGCGUCGCCGCGCUCGACUGGUGGGCGGGCUCGGCCGGGACCGCGUUCGCGUACACGGAGAGCGCGCUCGAGCACGCGAGCGCCAAGGGCCACAUCGCCGUGCUCGAGUGGUGGCGCGCCGCGCACCUCGCGGACCCCGAGGGCGUGCCGCUCCUCGUUGGGCGCGCGCUCGAUGCGGCGUCGAGCGCGGGGCAGGUGGCGGUGCUCGCGUGGUGGGCGGCGUCGAGGCUGUCGUACAACUAUGAUCGGCUGAGCAUGUUGCAUGCGAGUGUGGCGGGGAGGCUGGAUGUGUUGGAUUGGUGGUUGGCGAGUGGGCUGCAGGUGAUGUAUGAUGGGGAUGUGCUUGUUGGUGCGACGAGGCACGAUCGGGCGGACGUGCUGGAGUGGUGGGCGAGGAGCGGGCUGAGGGUCGAGUGGCGGAUGUGUGAUAUCGAGGAGGCACUUGAGGACGCGAUUGGUGGAGGAGAGGGGGCGAGAGCGUGGUGGAGAGCGAGAGGUGUCGACUUCAGGGCUGAGGAUAGGGAGUGGAUGAAGGUUCAGACGCUGAACUGA